AGAAGAGCAUCCCAUUGGUCAGAUCCGAGCUUCAUGAGUGGAUACCCGACCUCACAGCUGUCCUUUCGAUAAGAACAGGUAUCAAUUCGUGCUGAAACAUGGAAUGCCUGCCGCCAGCGCUGCCCGCUACCGCUACGUACAACAUAACGGCAGCUCCCCUCCGAAUUCCAACCAGAAAGACAACACAGCAUCUUCACCACUUGAGGCCACUUUGUUGUUCUGUCUGCAGACGGAAUGCCUCUUUUAGUUCCCGCCACUCCUUGAAGAGUCUUUUUAUUCUCAUCUUUACACCUCCACACACCCGCUCGACACCGCAUACCGAUCGAGAACCCCCCACCGCAUACACAACGCAAACACACACAAAACGCCCACCAUGGCGCGGGUGUCAACACUAUCACCCUUGAGGAUCUUCCUCUCCGCCAUCUUCCUCUUCUCCGCCCAUGUCUUUGCAGUCUCGGCUGUUCUGGGCGUUGAUCUGGGCACCGAAUACAUCAAGGCCGCCCUCGUCAAGCCUGGCAUCCCCCUCGAAAUCGUCCUGACCAAAGACUCCCGUCGUAAAGAGAUCUCGGCUGUCGCCUUCAAGCCCUCCUCCAAUGGCCCCAAGAAGGGCGCCUAUCCCGAGCGCGAGUAUGGCUCCGACGCCAUGGCCAUCGCCCCCCGAUUCCCCGGCGACGUUUACCCGAACCUCAAGGCCAUCCUUGGCCUUCCCACUGGCAGUGCCCAAGUUAGAGAAUACGCCGAGAGGCACCCUUCCCUGAAGUUGGAGGCGCACAAGGCAAAGGGAUCUGCGGCCUUCAAGAGCGCCGGUGCUUUCACUGAAGAGGAGGAGGCUUGGCUGGUCGAGGAGUUGCUGGCCAUGGAACUUCAGAGCGUUCGCGCCAAUGCCGAGGCUCUUGCUGGUCCUGGUAGCUCUGUGCGCUCCGUCGUCAUCACCGUCCCGCCCUUCUACACCACCGAGGAGAAGCGCGCCGUCGAGUUGUCUGCCGAAUUGGCUGGUCUCAAGGUCCUCUCUCUUGUCUCUGACGGUCUCGCUGUCGGCCUCAACUAUGCUACCACCCGCCAGUUCCCCAACGUUAACAAGGGCGCGAAGGCCGAGCACCACCUGGUCUUCGACAUGGGCGCCGGUUCCACCAAGGCCACCGUCCUCUCAAUGCAGUCGCGCACCGUCAAGGAUGUCGGCAAGUUCAACAAGACUGUCCAGGAGGUUUCUGUCCUCGGCAGUGGCUGGGACCGCACUCUCGGCGGUGACGCCCUCAACUAUCUUAUCGUUGACGACAUGAUCCGCCAAUUCGUCGAGUCGCCCACGGCGAAAAAGGCCGGCGUCACCCUCGAGGCCGUCAAAUCCCACGGCCGCACCAUCGCCAAGCUGACCAAGGAGGCUGAGCGCCUGAGACACGUCCUCUCCGCCAACCAGAACACUCAGGCCUCCUUUGAGGGCUUGUAUGAUGAUGUCGACUUCAAGUACAAGAUCACUCGCUCCGAGUUUGAAGAGAUGGCGGCCACCCACGCCCAGCGCGUCAGCGCCGCGGUUAAAAAUGCUCUUAGCAUGGCCGGUCUGCAAAUCAAGGAUCUCGACUCUGUUAUCCUCCACGGCGGUGCCACGCGCACCCCCUUCGUCCAGAAAGAGCUUGAGAGCUUUCUUGGAGGAGCCGACAAGAUCCGCACCAACGUCAACUCGGACGAAGCCGCCGUUUUCGGUGCUGGUUUCCGCGCUGCUGAGCUUUCACCCAGCUUCAGGGUGAAGGAGAUCAAGAUCACCGAUAUUGCCUAUUACCCCGCCGGAAUGAGGUGGAAGAAUGACGAGGGAAAGCCCAAGCACCAGCGUCUGUGGACCGCCACCUCGCCAUUGGGAGCGCCCGCGAAGGAGGUCACCUUCAACAAUGUCCAGGACUUGUCCGUCAGCUUCUACCAGUUGGUGGACGGUGCCGAACUUGACACCAAGGUGUUCACCACCAAGAACUUGACUGCCUCCGUGGAGGCGUUGGUGGAAAAGCACAAGUGCGAAAAGGCCGAUAUCAAGUUCAAGGUUGGCGUUCGUCUUCUCAGCGAGAACGGCGAAGUUGAUGUCACCAAGGCCGCCGUUGAGUGCGAAGCUGAUGAGCCGGAGAAGGACGGUUUUGUCGACGGUGUCAAGAACCUCUUUGGUUUUGGCAAGAAGGACAAGACUGAGGGCGAAGAGGAUUCUGCUUCUGCGUCCACCGAAUCAUCUACUAGCACCUCUUCUUCGGCCGCUGCAUCCGCCUCUGCCGAGACCAAGCCCAGUGAGCCCAAGAAGAAGCAACUCGUUCAGAUUAAUGUUGAUUUCACCCUCACCCCCACUGGCCCCACCUCUCUCCUUUCCAAGGCCUCCAUCCAAGCUCUCAAGGACCGCCUCAAGUCCUUCGCCGCCUCCGACCGCACCCGCCAACUCCGCGAGGAAGCGCUCAACCAGCUCGAAGCCUACACUUACAAGAUCAGCGACAUUCUGGACCGCGAGUCUUUUAUUGCGCACUCCAGCGCUUCCGAGCGUGAGGCUCUUCAGCAAAAGAAGGACGAGGUCAGCGACUGGCUCUACGGCGACGGCGCCGAUGCCACUCGCGAGGAAUUCAAGGCCAAGCUCAAUGAGCUCCAAAACAUUGUUGAUCCCGUCCUCAAGAGGGCGGAGGAAGCGGAGAAGAGACCUGAAAUUCUCAAGGGAUUGCAGGAUGCUCUCGACAACACCAACAAAUUCGUCAAGGACAUCAGGGAAAAGAUUGAUGCGUACGAUACCUUCCACGCUUCCGCCUCCGCUAGCGCCUCCGCUUCGUCGUCGAUUGCUACCUCUUCCUCCUCUACCACAGCCCCGGCUUCUUCCGCUACCGGCGAUUUCGACGGCCUAGAAGACGAUGCCUCCACCACCACCGCCACCCGCGAGGACCCCAUGAAGUUUUUGGAGAAGGAACUUGGUCCCGUUCCCCCUCUUUACACCCUCGAGGACCUCAAGGAAUCUGAGGAUUUGUAUACUUCCAUCUCCACCUGGCUGGAGUCGAAGAUUGCUGAGCAGGAGAAGUUGGGACCCACUGAUGACCCUGUAUUGACGGUCAAGGACCUUUUGGAGAGAAGGGAGAAGUUGGAUAAGGCGGGUAUGGCGUUGGCCAUGAAGGGGGUAAAGAACUUUGAGAAGACGCAGGCGAAGGGCAAGGGCGGAAAGACUAAUGGAAAGGCCAAGGCGUCUGGAAGCAAGGCGGGCGGCAAGAAGAAUGGAAAGGGCACCAAGGCGGGUGAAAAGCCGGCCAAGGAAACGGUCAGUGAUGAGGAAAUUGAGGAGAUGUUGAGAAAGGUUAUGGCGGAUGAGAAGGCCAAGGAGGAGGCCAAGGCUCAAAAGGGAGAGAAGGAGAGCAAGGAGGAGCCGGUCAAGCAUGAGGAGCUUUAAAAUGGGGCAUGAUGCAGGUGAUGUGUGUGUUUUAGCAGCAAAGCGUGUUCUGGCGUUUACAGAUCCAUAGAUUUAUCAACGUGAUUAUAGGGAUUGCAAUGUUCGCGUCAAUCUGUAUCUACCUGGAAGGUAUUUAAACGUGUUACAAAAACGAAUAACCGCUUUCCAGGUGGUCUUUUCCACUGCCAUCGAGCUUCAUGCCCGUGGUUCA
Neurospora hispaniola is the source of this 3602-nucleotide messenger RNA. RefSeq names its product Hsp70 protein-domain-containing protein. The record is from RefSeq and is a predicted model, not a curated record. Gene Ontology annotation, cellular component: endoplasmic reticulum chaperone complex. The coding region runs from base 374 to 3391 and encodes 1005 amino acids. The transcript has a single exon. Gene Ontology annotation, molecular function: ATP binding; ATP-dependent protein folding chaperone. NCBI's taxonomy places the organism in Eukaryota, Fungi, Ascomycota, Sordariomycetes, Sordariales, Sordariaceae. Gene Ontology annotation, biological process: endoplasmic reticulum unfolded protein response.